Molecule: messenger RNA, 6738 nt
Organism: Dermacentor albipictus
Lineage: Eukaryota; Metazoa; Arthropoda; Arachnida; Ixodida; Ixodidae
Source: RefSeq, a predicted model, not a curated record
UUCCCGACCAACAACAACAACAACAACCGUAGACAGCCGUUCGGUGUGACCAAGAGGUUUGCGUUGGCAUUCGAAAUAUUUCGCUAGGAGUUUUGAAACUAUGCCUUCGGUGCUGGAUCGAUCUCGGCAGAAAUGGUACCAUCGGCGUCCACUGUUGAGAACAGCAUAUUUCACGGACCUGCAAUACGGCAGCUACAUAGCUGGAAUCUGCUCCAUCGUUGAAAGUAUCUUCAUGAUCUUUCUGGCCGUCUUUGACGUCUACUGCCUUGCGGAGGCAUCUCCUGGCUCGACACAUUACCGAUACUUUGGGUUCAGCUUUUUAUUUGUGUACAGUGGCAACCAACAUGUUCGAAACCUGCUAAUUACUGUCUCUGUGAUCUCAUUCAUGAUGAGCGUUGCACUCUUGAUCACUUCUGUCAUGAUGGUGAUGGCUUUAAGAAAGGAGAAAGAGGCAAAGUUUCGUCCCUGGUUGUUCAUUAUGUUCGCAUUCACUGCGUGGAGAUUCUUUGCUAUUAUCUUCCGUUCUAUUUGCAAUGACUUGUACUUCUCGUACCAUCAGGCUGUCCUUAUCAUCUGGAUUCUUCUGAUUGCAGCGAAUGUAUUUGCUUGGCUUAUCGUGUAUUCUAAUUAUCAGGAGUUGACAGACAUCACAAGGCUUGAGGAUAUGGCGAAACUGAAGCUCGGAACUCUGAGCAGCCUCAAUGCAUCACGAUCUGUUUCUCAUCAUUCCAUUGACUCCAUGAAGAAUUCUCACAGCAUGACUCCACACAACAUCAGCUUCCAGUCCACAACUAGUGCCAAGGGCUCAUUGUCUACAGCAUCAGCAUAAGAGUGAACUGCUGGGCCUUUUCGUUCUCUGUGAAGUUGUAUUACGUGAAUAUAUGUUUAUUGGUUGCAUUUUACAAGCCACUAGUACCAGAUAUGCUGUGGUAUGGUCAUAGGAUAAGCUGGAGUGAAUGACCAGUUCUACAGACACUGUUUUUUUUUUUACAAAUGAGAGGCAGUUGUUUUUAUAUGUGGCAUCAGUAUGACAAGUGAACAAAGUUUGCUUUCUUGGACAAGAGUAAAACUAAACUGAAUCGUUUUACGGCACAGAGCACUCACAAUAGUUUGUAUAACUUUUUUAUAGUGAAGUUUGGCUUUAAAUCUUUAUUUUAUGGGAGUAUAUAUAGCCUUCAUAUACAAAGACAGUAAUCUAUUGCUUACUCUUUUGCCUUUCAGUAAGUGAUGUGUGCAGUUUCGCACUUUCUGAUGGUGCUAUGUCUUGAAAUAGCUUUGUAAGGUUUGUAGUUUUUUCAUGAGCUAUCGAAUCAGUUAAAGGGACAGUAAAGCGAAACACUAAAUCAGUUUAGACUAAUGAAGCAUUGUUUGAGAACCCUGCAGACAGUCAUUUAAAAAAAUAGUUUGAUUAUUAGAUGAGAAAAUGAAGGUCCAAUUAUCAGUAUUUGAAUUUCGCGCCGAAACCCCAGCGCCAGUACAUCAGCGAGACGUCAGGGAUUCCAAAGUAUGUUUUCACAUUUGGGCCGUGUUGGCUGAAUAAAGGUUCCCGAAACUUGCCACAUUGAAUAUUUGGUUCCUUUAAAACACCAUGUAGUCAAUCUAUACCGCUAUAUAUAAUUAGGAGGCCCUAGAAGAUGCCAUCAAAAUCCAAGACGUCACAGCUCCCAGGUGCGGGAACCGAAGUAGGCAUCGCCACCCUUAUUUCGUUUUUGCGCUUUUUCUGGCUUACCAAACGUCUUAUCGUUGGAAGAAUAGUGUUUUUGGUGUUGUAGAAUGGUAAUUUACUGAUGCAGAAGAAGUCAUUUUUCACUUUAGUGUCCCUUUAAGCAUGUUGUUCACAGUGAGAUGACAUUUUCUUGUAAACUUUAUCUAUACUACACUUUCAUCAUCAUACUGAAGUGCACUAAAAAACGAUUUUGAUCUGAACACGCUAUGUACCUGUGGGACAGCACUUUGUGAAUAGCAGUAAUUGUGAGUAAAUUAUACAUAAACGAUUUGAUCUUAAAAGUCCAGAGUUCUACUGCCCUGUGCUCUGGUUUCUACCUCAUAUGUCUAAAACAAAUUGUUUCAGCCAAUUUUUGAAUACCAACAUAGCUGUCCAGAAGUGUUGUGGCACGUUUGGUGUGACAACAUUAAACUGAUUUUCAAGUCAUUGAGGUGAACACGCACACAUAAUAGAAGGCUGUGUCUAUACAAUCCUUAAUCACAAUAGACUGUGUAAGAUUUUGUCUUAUGUUUUCAGAGACUUCUUAAAUAAUCAAAUUAGAUGCUGUCAUUCAAAUAGUAGCUUGUAAAGGGUGACCGUACAUUGACUUGUUUGUUUGUAUUGUAUGGCAUUUAAUGGCUUUGUCUGCACUGGCCUGCAUUUUAGCAUCUUUGUUUUCUUAGGGCAACACCCACCUGUGGAGUAAGAAUCUCUAGUGCUUCUUUGAAAUUGGGCAUACUGAGGCUCUUUCCAUACCUGUUGUAAUGUACUACGAAUGUUUUUUGUGAUGUGUAUUCCAGCCAAACAACUAGGAACAUCAAAAUUCUGAAUGCACUUUCUUCCUUUGAGCAAUUCACCAAAGUGUGGUCCUUUAUGUAAUACCGCAUUUACUUUUUUCUAAAGCACAACCGUUUUCCGUGACCUACAAGAAGAAAAGUCCUUUACAGUACUGCGCACCUCCUUAUUUCAUACAGAAAUGCAACUUUCUCUCAUUUGGAAAAACAAAGAUUUACUCCCAAUUCACUAAAGUUUCGAUUAAUAAAAGAAGUCACUGUUUUGCCCGAAAGGUGAAACAUCGAUUGCAUAGCAAAUUAGUAGGCAGCUAUACAAAAAGUAAGGAUAGUAGUUUUAUCGACCGUAUAAACUUUCAAACAUUCGGUUCCUAACUAAAUUAACAAGCAUGGUGUCACACGUGCACAAGCAAACAUGAACACACCCUACUCAAUGACUGUGUAAACUUUUCAUGAGAAUGCUGUAGUGAGGAGGUGCGGUAGCAGAAGCGAACGAAUUGACCUUUGUGCAGCCUCUCACUUCAAUGUGAACUAAGUGACGAGAACACAGCGCAGUGCGCCUAGAUGCGUAGACUGUCUCCAGAGCUCAGGUCUCCUUUGAGAUAGGGGCCGCGCCUACGCAGCAGCCACCGGAGUAGAAUGCCUCCGGUUUGCGCCAGUCCUGCACGCAAGUUUCGGGAACUCCGAACACCCGUCUCUGCGCACGUGAUCACUUUCUGUUUAAUUGCGGCAUCGUUAUGAACACUCAGCGUGUCUUUGCAGUCAGCACUUCCAUUCUGAUAGAACACACGCAGAAAACGGGAAGACGUACGGUGGAGUAACGUAACCAUAUGUACUACAGCACGUGGAGCAAGGUACGGCAGAUAGGCUUGAAACGCUUACAAGGCGAUCAUAUUGGAAUGCCGAUGGCGAUAUGGAAACACAGAUUUAAGGUCAUACUAGAUUAUAACGCGUAUGAAAUUUUUUUACCCAUUUUAUUGGGAAAAAGUGUGAGUUAGAUUCAAGCAAAUAUGGUAGAUCUUCAUAUUCUGGCUUGUGACUUUCAAUCUGUCACAUUUAGUGUAGUUAACAGAACCUAGUUCAACAUAAGUACGUGAACAUUGCAAGGUGUGCAAAGGCAACUGCUUUGCAACAGACAUGUAAAAGUGGCUUGAGGUUGUGUAGCAAGUGGUCUUGUUUCUUUUACAACCACAUUAUCAACACUAUUUUACUCUCACAUUUGGUUUCUCUAAACUGCUUUGCUUAUUGAAAAGUGGCUCCCAUGAAGAAUAGAUGGCACAUUUUCAGGAACUUCAAUCAGUAAUUAUAGGCGACUUCCGUUUUAAAAUGUUAAAUUAUCAAUAUCUUGCAUACUUUGAUAUGCACUUGUGACAUCCCAGAUUUUCUCAUUUGUUGUGGAAACCCAAGGUUUGUAAUACUUCGAAAAGCUGUAAUAUGUUUCCUUUUUGGUUGUUUACCUGUAAGCAUCCAUUGUGUAUGGGUUGUUAUGAAUGGACUCAUUUGGCUUCUUUGAUACUUUGAGAUUGAUUUUGCACAUCUGCAAGUGUGGUAGCUUAGGUAUGAAAUCGGAUUCUUCUGUGGGUUUUAAGGAAGCAUGACACAUUUCAAUUACGGUUUGCACAACCAAGACUUUCUGGUAGUGUAAUGAUGCAAAGCUGCAUUUGGAUUUUGUGCUGUAGGCAGCCCAUGAACCAGAAUGAAUAUCAUUGCAAAUUUAAUCAUAUUUCAAGGCUUUUUAUUGUGAUAGAAAUUAUAAGGACACUCAAGGUGCAUUUCUGCUGUCGCCGUGAGGUUCCAUAUAAAAUCCAAGGGCAACAAAAUAGUUGCCGCGUGUCGUAUGCUGUUUGUGCGAGUGAAAGCAUGCGAGGCUGGAGCUGGCGAUUGUAGCUCAAUCUCGCGCACGCAAGCGAGGAAAGCGGAGAGGAAGUGUGCCAUCUUCCGUUACGCGCAAGGCUCCGGGGCUGGUGAGCGGGUGGGGGGGCGCAUUCUACUCCGGACAGCCUGGGCAUGUGCGUGGCCGUCCAUGUCUCUGUAUCUUGAAAGCCAUCUGUGAUGGGGACAGAGUUCACUGCAUGCUGCGUUUUUACAGCUUAGUUCGUGUUGAUGCGAGAUGCCGCACAAAGGUAAAUUCGCUCGCUGCUGCUGCCGCGCUUCCUCAUGACCAGCGAGCUUCCGCGGUCAUUGAGUGAGAUGUUACUUUAUUUAGUAUGCCUAUGCUUACAAGUUCAUAUGGCCGAUAAAACUGCUAUCCUUAUUUCGUAUAGCUACCUGUCCACUAAUUUGUUGUCACAAUCGAUGCUUGACCUCUCGGGCGAAACAGCGACUUUUUGAUAACAUUGCUGCACUUCACUAGAGUUUGUGAACUGUCAUUUCAUGUUCCUGUGUUUUUCUAAGUUCAGUAGCUCUUUUAAAUAUCUUGUAAUGGUUUGUACUGUAAUCUAUGGACUAUAGUCUGCUCCCGGUGUAUACUUCCGAAGAGUCUAACUCUGAUCAAAAGCAAUCUUUUUUUAGAUUGGCCACACCCCGGUAGAUAAUCCAUGUUGCUCCCAAAAUCGGCUGAGUAUAUUACCCGCAACAUAUAGAGCUCUUCAGGUAACUGCUAAUGGAAAGUAGUGUUAUGCGCCAAUAAUUACCCUCAGGGCCAAAUUAUAAAACCUUCCUUUCCUCUGGACACUUCUUAACCUUAUGUGAGGGGCACUUCAUGCCUCCUUACCAUGAAGCAUGCAUGGAAGAAGCAGGUGUUUUCUGAAUGCUACCUUUAACCAUCUUCACGAAAGGAGCCCUUUCGUUUGGUAACGAAUCCUUCGCUGAGGGCACCUGACUAAGGAAGCUUUCAGAAUUGACGUUCUGUAACUUAAUUACAAUGGAGACUUCUUUAGUGAGGUUAGGAACAUAUAAAAAUUUGGCCCACUGUCUUUAUCAGCUUUUCCUUCACCAGACAUAAUACUAUCAUUCUUUAGCACUGUCCAACAUUGUCAUAACACUAGAAAUUUCUCCUUUUUUUCUAAUUUUUUUUGUAGAGGGGGUUCUACAGCAUGUUUAAUGAAAAGUGUAGAAUUUAACUGUUAAUAAAAGGCAUAUCCUCACAAAUCAUUUCCAACAGAAAACGUUGGAAGGAGCUUGCAUUAAUGAAAUUGUCAGCAAAAAGUGCUGCCACUAAUGCACCCUUCUGACCUUCCCCUUCUUUUCAUCAUUCCUACUGCACUCAAUGUUAUGCACCACACCCACAUGGAACGAUGCUGCCAACAUGAUCAACAGUGGUGAUCUGUCCACCGUUACUUUUGUAUUGAUGUCGCCUUCAGAUCUAUAUAUCAAGCUGAGAUGUGUAGCUUCAGGCUACAAAUCUUUGGGGCCAUUGUAUUGUGCAAUGGUAUGAUUUUUUACCACCAGAUCUGGCCGCUGCUUGUCAGUUAUAACAUUUCUCCAAUUCGGUUUUGCUUUUUCUGGUGACAUUUUCUACCCAUGGCGUUUCAACAAAUCUGCCCCAUAGCCAUCGUGUUGCCAGGGGUUUUGAAAAGCUGAAAUGGGAGGCAGCCGUUUAAUGAAAUUGUGGACUCUCAGGUGGAUUCACAGAAAUAUUUAGCUCAGAUGCUCAUGAUAGUAAUACAUAGCGACUGUGCAAGUUUAUUUAUCGUGUUCGAAACACGUUGCAUGAUCCCUUUAAAUUUUGUGACAUUCCAAACCACAUUGACAACUUUUUGAUGUGCCUUAUACUUUUAAUUUGUUGCAUUGUUUUGAUUCAUUUUGGUGGAUGCCUUUAUGAACAUUAAGCUGGCAUGUGUAAUUAGUUUUUAUGAAUUGUUAUUUUUGGCACAGAGAUGUUCAAGCAAGAUUGUUGGGGACUUUGAUCACAUGUACAAACUAUGUUAUAAUGCUGCUUAAUAUGCAGUUCUUUAUUUUCUUGCUGAACAUUGUAUCACAGUCAUUUGAUUUUAUGCCAAUUGUUUUAUGCAUUCUGGGUCCAUCUUUCACUUAGUACUUCACUGCAAGCAAUCAUGUUUUAAGAAUGUGCUGAUAUAUUUUGCUUAAAACAGAUGACACUACGAGUGGCCACAUUGUGCAGCUCUUUCUCUACAUGCUUGUUGGCCACCAAAGUCUGUUUUCCGUCCAUAUUUACUGUUUACACUUGAGCACCACAACCCUUGAGAAGAGCACUGUUGCUUGGAUUGUUAAAAGUAAAUAGCAUAAAGAAAUGUAUUUUUACACGUUCACCCUGUUUGUGAAUAAACAUACACAAUUUUA